AUGCCCGAUUGUUUGCGAUGGCGUUUCGGGAUUGCCAUUGGCAUUGGCAUCCUCACGUCUCACCUGUGCAGUUGCAGUCUGGCAUGGGGUCAUUUUUUGCCAGCCAGGCGUCGCGUGGAAGUUGGACGCAAAACAUUGGAUAAGGACGCAACCAGUGGGGUUGCGUCUGUUGCAGCCGCAAACACCGAGCGCUGUGGCGAGUGGCAGCAGGAACUGUUUCGGAUAUGGGGCUCUGUUGUGGCCCUUUGGACUGGCCUGGAUUGUGUCCUGGAUCCUGGAGUUCGACCCGAAGAUCCAGCAGCUUUGUUAAAGAUUGCUUUGCCGACCGCUUUUCUAGUGGCACCUGGUGCUGCAGUGGCAGCAUGUGCGCGGUUGAAACCCAAACCAAUAGGCUUGGAGGAGGGAAUGGAUUCCGCAGCAGUGGUUUUUGUUGGUGACAGUUUGACGCAAGGGACAGUCUCAGCAAAUGUCGUGGAAGUUCUUGCAGAUCGGUGCAAGAGGCGCCAGCAGCAUUUGGGAGACUUUGUCAAUGCAGGAUUGAAUUUCCGAGCGUUGGAAGACGUGGUGACUGAUCCGCCAGCUGAGUUGAUGAAAACUGCGGCCAAGAUCAGGUGUAGCCAUGGAUUGGUGCUACAGUUGGGAUCCAAUGAAUCUUCGGCUUUCACAGUGGGUCAAACCGGUCAAACAACAAACAACAAGGACUUAAUCCGCUACCUGUCGGUACCAGAGCUACUUCGCCCAACGGAGGAGGAGUGGCUUCAGAACUAUGCAAAGCUGAUGCACCAGGCUGCCACGCAACUAGGUUGCAAUGGUGGCAAAGUCUUUCUGGUAUCACCACCGCCUUUGGGGGAGGCUUUGUCAUCACCAGAGUUUCGUUUGGGAGCGGAGAUGGCGAGACGGAUAGAGUUGGUUGCUACUGAAUUGGGCUGCAGCUAUGUCCCUCUUUACGAGGCUUGUGUGGCAUACUUGGCCGCUGGACAGAAGGAUCCAACUACAGCGAGUCGAUACUCACUGAUGGAUUUUUUACCUGGCCUUUGUGUCUUGCCAUGGCGGCUUUACGCUGCCCGACAAUCCUUGAGUCAAAUUCAGGAAGAACAAGGUCUAGAUCUCACAGUGGACUUGGUCCAUUUUGGCCACUGCUAUGCCAAGCUGGCGGCAGAUGUGUUGGAACAGAAGCUUGGUUUGGCGGAAUCAAAGCCUUGACCGCUGGGAAAGG
Messenger RNA from Cladocopium goreaui, 1216 nucleotides. Lineage: Eukaryota; Dinophyceae; Suessiales; Symbiodiniaceae. The record is from the annotation of a GenBank genome assembly.